This is a messenger RNA of Chaetomium strumarium, 2462 nucleotides long. RefSeq lists its product as uncharacterized. Bases 196 to 2367 code for a protein of 723 amino acids. The record is from RefSeq and is a predicted model, not a curated record. Gene Ontology annotation, biological process: regulation of DNA-templated transcription; DNA-templated transcription. Gene Ontology annotation, molecular function: zinc ion binding; DNA-binding transcription factor activity, RNA polymerase II-specific; DNA binding. The transcript has 2 exons. Lineage: Eukaryota; Fungi; Ascomycota; Sordariomycetes; Sordariales; Chaetomiaceae.
AUUGCCCCAGAUUGUCUGCAAACGAGUCUGGAGUCCCCACGAUUGCGCACCGUCACCCCAGACCAACGGUUCCCAACGCGCUGGAUCUUUUGUCCAGAUAAGGCUGUGGAUGCUGGCACGGUGACACGCGCUGUCCGCUGUCGCUUUCGGAAAUUGGAGGAUACAGCGGUAACACGGGCGCAACUCUUAAGGACCAUGACGACGGCCGUCAAGAGGGCGUGCGACGCCUGCCACCGCCGCAAGGUCAAAUGCGACGGCAUCAGUCCGUGUCGCAACUGUGCAGCGUCGCAACUUGCAUGUACAUACAAUGCGAUUCCGCAGAAAAAGGGCCCCAAGGGUUCUCGCGCCAAGGUCAUCAACGAGCUGAAGGAAACUCAACGCCAGACCAGUCUUUCGGCCAAGUUGCAGGGCGGGCUCAACGGUGGCGCAUCGAGUGCCAGUCUUGCGCCGACUCCCAGGCUCCUGACUAAGGAGACGCUCAAGGCGUGCAUUGAGUUUUUCUUCGCUCACAUGUAUCACUUGAUGCCCAUCCUCGACCGCCAGCGCCUCGAGCAGGACGCUAUGUUCAUGGAUCAAAAUCUCGACACGUACUGCCUAUUGACGUCUUUGUGUUCGUUCGUCUGCUUACAGCCGGGCAUGGUCAUGCCGGGAAUGGGUAUGUCGAUGAACGACCCAUUCAAUCCGGACAUCAUGUUUGGCAGCAGCAACAUCGUUACUAGCACGCUUCUGAUGGAGGAGACAAUACGGGUUCGCAAAGGGUACGAUUAUGUGGCGUCGCCGUCCGUCAAUAGUCUCUGCACGAGUUACUUCUUGUUCGCGGUACACCACGGUCUGGAGAUGCACGACAGGGCCUGGUUCCAUCUGCGUGAGGCCACAACCUUGGCCCACAUGGCCAGGAUGAACGAGGAACGGACGUACCUGCAGUACGACAACAACGACAGCACUGAGGCAUCACGACGCAGACGGUUGUACUGGCUGCUUUUUGUAACAGAACGGGCUUAUGCUCUCCAUCACCGCCGCCCGUUGACGCUUCAGGCUAGUAUCAACCCACCGCCUCCAAAUGAGCACCCUGCGGAUCCUUUUCUGCACCAAGGUACCACUUUGCUGCGCCUGAUUGCUUUGUUCCGCGGGUUCGACGAGGUGCACAUUCCUUUGUGGACGAAGUCACGGGUCGAAUGCUCCGAGUCCUAUCUCGCAACGCUCGACAAGCAGCUUCGGGAAGUUUUGCCUCCCUAUCUGAACGACACGCAGGCUCAACUCGCCGAGCUGCCUAUGAUUCAGCAAUGGCUCAAGCACAAGGCCUGGGAAGUCAGCAUGGCCAAUGGAAAUGGGAACGAAGCGGGGGUUACAUACAUCGACACCAUUCACGAACUUCUCCCGAUGGUGUCUCACUUCCCCGGAAACCUGGGCCUGCACGGCCUCAGCCUAUUUGAGCACCUGCUCAGUGUCACAUCCGCCCUAACCGAGAUUCUUGCUGUCCUGCCGGCACCUCGGACUCCCUUCACGCCGGGACCACAUGAUCAGCUGCGCAAAAUCCUAAACAUCGUCACGGUCAUCCGCAAUGGAGAGCAUCGGUUCCUUCCCUUGUUGCUCAGCAAGGUCGCCUUGGCGCUUCCGCACCUCGCCAGCCCGAUGCUGCAGAAUGCUCCCGAGAACGCGGCUGCUUGCAACGUCGACAUCUUUGACGGGUUCGGGAAUGCGGGUAUGGGCCAACCGUCGAUGUAUUCGUCUAGCGAGUUCGACAACAAGUACGCUGUCCCGCGCCUCGACGACAUGAGUUCCGAUUCCAACAGCCCGAACGGGGCGCCUUCAAGCGGCAACGACAUGAACUCCCCUUUCGUCAGCUCUCCUGCAAUCAUGUCCCCUGGGAUGCAAGAGUUGCCGCACGGCUUGCAGACUGAUUUUACUUCGAUGCCGGAAAUGGUCAUGAGCCCAAUGAGCCAUGCGCCACCUUCAUCGCUCGGCACACCUGGCGGGAUGAACAACGAGCAACACCAGCCAUCACAGCACAGCCAGCACACGCCUAUAUCUCCGUUUCCGAACGCGAAUUCUCAGAUGCAGGGCUUGAAUGUAAAUAACAUCAACAGCCCCGCGAACAUCAGCCUCCCGUCGCAAAUGCACCUUAACCAAGGGCUCGGCUCGACCAUGAGCACCAGCAUGGCACCGGGUGUCAGCAACAACAAGCUAAUGGCACGAGCGCCCAUAUCACAGAGGGCAAAUAGCUUCGCCCUCGGUGGCCUCCCACAAAUACGAACAGUGGGCGAUUUCCAGGCCCUGCAGCGGGCCAAUACGGACAUGAACGCUAUGGGCUCGCUAGGGAUGAGCCCUCUGGGACCUGACAUGGACUUCAGCUCGAUACCGAGGUAGUGACGCGGGAUCUGGCGGACGUUCUGCGAUUUGCAGGUACAUACUCCCAGGCAGGCGUAAAUAAAGGUACUAGUACUAUCUCGGAGCAGUCCGCU